Messenger RNA from Paraglomus brasilianum, 1455 nucleotides. The record is from the annotation of a GenBank genome assembly. Lineage: Eukaryota; Fungi; Glomeromycota; Glomeromycetes; Paraglomerales; Paraglomeraceae.
AUGCUUCUUUUUUACUUCCUCUUUUUACUGGCUUUAACCUUAGUCUCAGCAGGCGUAAAAGAAGCUUCGUUUAUCGUACCUCAAACUUGGAAGAAUCUCAAUCUACUUCGCACAGUAGAUCUCACAACUCCAAUAGUGAGAGAAGUUACUGCAUUUGUUGCUUUCAAUACUGGCGAUGACCCUAGCAAAGAGUAUUACUUCCCUGUAAGUGAAGAGAGGGAUAAACAUUUGGCGUGGAUCAGUGCUAAUGAAAGAAAGACUACGGUGAAUUUUGAGGUCGAGAAGGCAGGAUUCGAUACUGAGAAUCGCGUACAAUUCUACAAAAUCAGCUUCAACCGUCUUGUUGAUGCGCAAGAGAAGAUUACAGUCGAGGUUAAGACUGUGUUCACGCACAUAUUAAAGCCCAUUCCUCACGAAAUACCUCAAAAUGGAAAACAAUAUUUACUCUACAUAGGCAACUUGUAUGCUAGUAAUGCAUAUUUCAGCGAGAAGCAGAGGACUAUUGUAAAUCUCCCUUCUCCGCAACUUCUAAGUUAUACGACAGUACCUGAAGUAACAACAAAGAACGAUAAACAGAUAACUUACGGUUUUUUCAAUAACACGCAAGCAUACAUACACGAACCACUGUCAAUACAUUAUCCUUAUCAGAAAGCAAUAUUGAGGAUAAAGAGUUUACGACGAGAGUUGGAAGUUAGUCAUUGGGGCGGGAACUUGGCCGUUGAGGAAACCUUUGAUUUGAUAAAUGAUGGAGCACGGCUGCAGGGUCAAUUUUCUCGGUUAGAGUAUCAACGCACCCAAUAUUUCCCGCAAUCCGAAAGCAUUGCAGCCCAUCUUCUUUCCAUUAUAUUCCCCCCUGGCGCCGCUGAUGCCUACUACCGCGACGAAAUUGGAAACGUCUCUACUUCCAACUUUCGUAACGAGCCCAAUCGAUCCGUCUUUGAAUUCAAACCACGGUAUCCACUCUUUGGCGGUUGGAAUUAUACCUGGUAUCACGGGUAUAAUCUGCCUCUGAACAAAUUUUUGAGAUAUCAUGAAGGGAAAGAAAGGUUCUACUUCAAUGCGAAGUUCAUAGAAAGAUGGCCAGAUGUCGUCACUGACAAAAUCGUAGUGAAACUGAUAUUACCCGAAGGGGCGAGAGAUGUGCAAGUCCAUCUUCCCUUCAAAGUCCGCAAACAAAGCCACGGCAUACACAAAACCUAUCUCGACACCAUCGGUCGUUACCUUGUGACGAUCGAAGCCUAUAAUUUCGUUGAUGAACAUGUCCAGGAUUUUCAAGUGUCCUAUGCCUAUGAUUCUGAUGAGCUAUUUAGAAAGCCUUUAUCGGCUUCGACGUUUUUCUUAGGACUGUUUCUAUUAAGUGCUAUUUAUUCUCGGAUGGAGUUUAAUAUUAAAUAUAAGAAGACGGAGGACUUGAAGGAGGGAAAGGUAGAUGGUGAGGAGGGAAAAGGUAGGUAG